Messenger RNA from Brassica rapa (field mustard), 1945 nucleotides. Its product is annotated as zinc transporter 4, chloroplastic. Gene Ontology annotation, cellular component: plasma membrane. Gene Ontology annotation, biological process: zinc ion transmembrane transport. Gene Ontology annotation, molecular function: zinc ion transmembrane transporter activity. The record is from RefSeq and is a predicted model, not a curated record. Lineage: Eukaryota; Viridiplantae; Streptophyta; Magnoliopsida; Brassicales; Brassicaceae.
GCAGGGAAGUGAUAAAACUAUCAAUGCAUUAGCAGUCAAAUGUAGAUGGUCAAUUUCAUUACCUCUCAGCAUACACAAACAAAUAUGUAGACUACUCGAUUUAACAAACAAACAAAAAAUUACCAUUACAACAUUUACAGCUAAAGAAGACCACUGUACAGAUAUAAUAAUACUAGUUCAUUUAUACUCUUUAUACAGUAUAAUGUUGUAUAAUUUAAUGUAUUAUUAUUUUUUUGGUAAAAUGUUAAGAAUUAAUGUAUUAUUUAUACUAGUGAAGAGGAGAAAAAGAAUGCACUAGUAGCUUAAAAGUCUCUAAAAUCACAAGAAAAAGGAAAAAGAAAAAAGAGGAAUAAAAUGAGAAUGUCGACAUAUUUAGCUAAGUAUAGACAAAGUUUGAGAGAGGAUUUGGAUCGCGUCAGUCUCUCAUCAGUGUAGAGCUGACACGGAGCAGCCUGUUCUUGCUGACAAUGUCGACACUCUUUCUCCAACAUUCUUCCUUCUUUUCGGUUAUAAUAAAGGUUUAGCUUUCUGCGCAUUGAUCCCGAGAAAGAAGAAGAAUAUACUCUCUCUUUGUUCCCCAUGAUCAUCGUCGAUAUUCUUUGGAAAUCGUUUCCUCUGUACUUGUUCAGUGGAUCAGGAACAGAUCCUCUCUCAGAGUCCAUUUUGCAGAUGAUGGCGUCUCCCAAAAUCCUCUGUGACGCCGGCGAAUCUGACCUCUGCAGAGACGACUCAGCUGCGUUUGUACUCAAAUUCGUCGCCAUUGCAUCCAUCUUCCUAUCUGGAGCAGCAGGUGUAGCCAUACCUCUCGUUGGCAAGAACCGCCGCUUCCUCCAAACGGAAGGGAACCUCUUUGUAUCUGCUAAGGCCUUUGCAGCUGGUGUCAUACUAGCAACUGGCUUUGUCCACAUGCUUGCUGGCGGCACUGAGGCUCUGACCAAUGCUUGUUUGCCGGAGUUCCCUUGGUCUAAGUUUCCGUUUCCUGGGUUCUUUGCUAUGGUGGCUGCUUUGAUCACUCUACUUGUGGAUUUCAUGGGGACUCAGUAUUAUGAGAGGAGGCAAGAGAGGAGUGAUAAUGCUGCUGCUCCUAGUGAAGCUUCUGCUGUUGUUGGUGUUGAGUCUGGUCGUGAAGAGGCGUCUGUUGUUGUUCCUGUGGUUGUUGAAAGAGUGAGUGAUGGUAAUAAUAAAGUUUUUGGUGAAGAGGAAGGUGGUGGGAUGCAUAUUGUUGGCAUUCGUGCUCAUGCUGCUCACCAUAGACAUAGUCACUCUAAUGGCCUUGGUACAUGCGAUGGACAUGCACACGGACAUGGACACGCGCACGGACAUCAAGAUGUCGGAAAUGGAGCUAGGCAUGUUGUUGUUUCACAGAUAUUGGAGCUUGGGAUUGUAUCGCACUCAAUCAUCAUCGGUCUAUCCCUCGGAGUAUCUCAGUCUCCAUGCACGAUCAGGCCUCUAAUAGCAGCUCUAUCGUUUCACCAGUUCUUUGAAGGGUUUGCUCUCGGAGGAUGCAUCUCUCAAGCACAGUUUAAGAACAAAUCAGCGACCGUAAUGGCUUGCUUCUUCGCACUAACGACACCUGUAGGGAUCGGGAUCGGAACCGCGGUGGCCUCUUCUUUCAACUCGCAUAGCCCUGGAGCUCUGAUCACCGAGGGGAUACUGGACUCGCUCUCGGCUGGGAUACUGGUGUACAUGGCUCUGGUGGACCUGAUCGCAGCUGAUUUUCUAAGCAAGAGGAUGAGCUGUAAUAUGAGGCUUCAAGUUGUGUCUUAUGUAAUGUUGUUCCUUGGAGCUGGACUUAUGUCCGCGCUUGCCAUUUGGGCGUAGCUCUUGUAGAUUGCAUGCUAUUGAUCUUCCGUAGAAACAAAUAAGUUACGUCCUCGCAAGUUCUUCUCUGUGAUUCAUAUAAUAUAAUGUUUUAGACAUGACUUAUACAUCAAGCUUUGUCCCA